This is a messenger RNA of Chara braunii, 2191 nucleotides long. NCBI's taxonomy places the organism in Eukaryota, Viridiplantae, Streptophyta, Charophyceae, Charales, Characeae. The record is from the annotation of a GenBank genome assembly.
ACGUGUCUUUCUGUUUUGGUGGUUGGUAUUGUGCAUUUACUGGGGUGGCUAGGAUUGUUGCCACGUUAGCAACACAUUGACACGUGGCCACAGAUUAUCCACGUCAGCGAUCAGCGGCUCUUUCCCGCCAUUUAGUUCUCCUCGUCGUCGUUCUCCUCACUCCAUUCUCCGACAAGUGCCAAGCUUGCCUACCGGUCUGUUUGUCCUUACCUUGUGAUAUGCGGUGCCGUACGGUCUACCGUAAGUUCAGGGGGUGCGGCGAAGGGUGACGGCGUGCAAAAGUGUGUUGCCAGCUGUCACGGAGAUUGGUGACGGAGAUGGCGAGCCGCUUCUCGGUUUCAGGCACGUUGCGCCGCUACAAUGGUCUGCAAAAUGUCGUUCGUCUUGGCUUGCAAGGCCGAUCGGUGUUCACGAGGGCGGCUGUGGUGCUUGCCGACGAACCUGCGGUGCUCCUUAAGCCAGCAGGAUCGGAUGUGUUAUCGUGUACGCUGACACGGACAGUCGUAGCAGCCACAGGACGGACUCUGAGUACGGGCAGCAGCAACUUUGCUGGCGAUACUUUGAAACCGUCCACGUCAUCGGUCGAGCCCUCCGGCUGUGCGGGCGGUGUGGUGGGCGAUCGGAAGCAGGUUAGGGAAGCCGGAUUGGGAUGGCAGCAGAGACCGGGCCUUGGGUCAAGACCUGCUGGAGGAACGACAGCGACUUCAUCCUUUGCGAUGGUUUACCCUCUGCAGAGGCGGCAAGCAUCUUCCCCGUGGCAGGCACAGUGGGGAGACGUGCGACACGUUGUCGAGCCUGGAGCUGUCAGAACUUCGAUUACGUCGUCGUCAUCGGGGUUGAGGAAUCCUAACUGCUCUCUGGGUUCAUUAGCUGUCACUGGAACCUGUGGCCAGAAAUCGAGGGCACUGCACUCGUCAUCGUUAUCAGCAUCGCCUUCAUCAUCGGGGUCAUCAUCAGGCGCUGGGAAAGAAAAGAUCGACGACGAAGAUGAUGCAACUGUGACACGGGAAGCCGAGACUGUGGAUGAGCAAAAGAAGAGUGAGGAGAACUCGGACUAUCAUCGCAACAAACUGGUUGUGUUUGGCGGCAACGGGUUCGUCGGGAGUCAUAUUUGUCGCGAAGCAUUGUCUCGAGGCAUACACGUGACAAGCGUGAACAGGUCGGGGCCGCCAGCGAGGCAGGAGCCUUGGUUGAAGGAGGUGGAAUGGGUACGAGGCGACGUCUUCGAUCCUGAUGUUUGGCGGAUGCAGCUUAGAGAUGCUUCUGGUGUGGUGUCGUGCAUCGGUGGAUUUGGAACGAACGAUGAGAUGCGACGGAUAAAUGGUCAUGCCAACGUAAAGGCGGUCCAGGCAGCUGCCGAGGAAGAUGUCAAACGUUUCGUCUUGAUUUCGGCGCAUUACUUCUCCGUCCCUGCCAUCAUACUUCGCGGCUACUACGAGGGAAAACGGAUAGCAGAGGAGGCAGUGAGGUCUAAGUUCCCUUAUGGAGGGAUCAUCUUGCGUCCGGGGUUCAUUCACGGAAACCGGAACGUGGGCAAUCUGACCGUGCCCCUUAGUGUAAUUGGCGGACCCUUAGAGGCUGUCAUGCGCUCUAGAGCCUUUACCUGGACAAGUAACCUCCCCAUUGUUGGCUCCGUAUUGCUGCCCCCCGUCAAGGCGACGGCUGUCGCGAAAGCGGCUGUCAGGGCGGCAACAGACAACGCUAUUCCGCCCGGCAUUCUGGACGUUUGGUCCAUAAACAGGCUGGCCGAGAAAGCGUAAACGAGCCAUGUCGUUAGAACGACGCGUCCAAAGAUUGCUAUUGUAGAGAAAUAGCCUAGGGCAUCCAUCAUCUAACAACAGGAGGAAGAGAAGAUUAUCGUAAUGAUGUCGGUAUUCCUCCCACCUCUAGGCUUUGUGUUUCGCAUCUCCACCCUCCACCUGUCUUAUCUAAAACCUUAAGCUCCUCUGCCCUCCUCCCCAGUGCUCAAUUAUUCUGUUCUUGUGACGUCUAGCUCUCUCUAUUCUAGGAGGUUGAAAUAGUUCUGUUCUAGCCUGUCCGACGUCCAGUUUCCUGCCUUGAGUAACUGGAUGUGGUUUGGUCAGUUUGAAAUAGUGCUAUUAUGUCAUGCCUGGUGGCAAGUGGCAAGUCAGUUGUGCAGGAAUUAGUUAUCCAGUGUUGUGCUCAGUAAUUCUAGCAAUUGCACAAGUGC